UGUGUGAGGGGGUAAGGAAGGAGCAAAGGAGAGCAGAGGGAGAGGACACAGGGACAGGAGGAAGAGGUGAGAGGGUGAGGAAGGAGCGAAAGUGAGCAGAGAGCGAGGAUGCAGGGAUAGGAGAAAGAGCUGAGAGAGUGAGGAGGCAGCGAAGGAAAGCAGAGAGAGAGGACACAGACUGGAGAGAGAGGUGUGUGAGAGGGUGAGGAAGGAGCAGAGGGAGAGAGGACACAGGGAUAGGAGAAAGAGGUGAGAGGGUGAGGAGGGAGUGAGGACACUGGGACAGGAGAGAGAAGGGUGUGAGAGGGCAAGGAGGGAAUGAAGGAGAGCAUAGGCAGAGAGGGAGAUUGAGCUGGAUUGAAGAGUGUCACUGGCCAAGGAGCUGUUUUGAGGACCUGCCACUAAGAGGAUGUCAGUGACAGAAUCUGACGAGUUUGAAGAGGAACAGGGCCCUUAUUUAGGGGAAUAUGAAGGUGAUCGGAAUGAGGAAAAUGAAAGACAUGGUCAAGGGAAAGCUAUAUUGCCAAAUGGUGACACAUAUGAAGGUGCCUAUGAACAUGGCAAGCGCCAUGGAAUGAAAUAUUAUGAAACUGGCUGCACUCAAGUACCCAUCUGGAAGUGCCGAAUCAGGUCAACCUGA
Messenger RNA from Rhincodon typus (whale shark), 640 nucleotides. Its product is annotated as radial spoke head 1 homolog. The coding region runs from base 410 to 640 and encodes 76 amino acids. The transcript has 3 exons. The record is from RefSeq and is a predicted model, not a curated record. Lineage: Eukaryota; Metazoa; Chordata; Chondrichthyes; Orectolobiformes; Rhincodontidae.